AUGCGCAACGCACCAUAUCAUAGCGUACAAGAAAAUAAAGUCCCCACGAAGUCCUGCACCAAACCGGUAAUGUUGGAAUGGUUAAACAAAAAUAAUGCGGAAGCGUCACUUACAAUGAGAAAAUAUGAGCUCUUUCAUUUAAUUGAGUUGCAUAAACCUACUGAAAAGACUUUCAAAAUUGACGAAUUCAUCAGGAGUCAUGGCCAUGUCGUAGUGAGACUACCGCCGUACAUGUGCGAUCUCAACCCAAUUGAGUUGGCUUGGGCAAAAUUAAAAAGCAUAGUAAGACAACACAAUGUCAAUUCCGAUUUAUCUUUAAAAAGAUUAAAAGAAGUUACGGAACUGGCACUUGGUCAGAUUUCAGAGGAAGAUUGGCGUGGCUUUGAUGAUCACGUAAUUAUUUUAGAAGAAAAUUAUUGGCUAAGAGAUGCAUUAAUUGAAGAUACUAUAGAUCAAUUCGUGAUUGAGGUCAGCGAAGGCGAUAAUAGCGACUCCGAUUCUGACCUGACUGUUAUUUUAGAAUCAAAUGAUGAUUAA
Hyposmocoma kahamanoa is the source of this 537-nucleotide messenger RNA. RefSeq lists its product as uncharacterized. Lineage: Eukaryota; Metazoa; Arthropoda; Insecta; Lepidoptera; Cosmopterigidae. The record is from RefSeq and is a predicted model, not a curated record. Gene Ontology annotation, molecular function: nucleic acid binding. The transcript has a single exon. Bases 1 to 537 code for a protein of 178 amino acids.